Messenger RNA from Durusdinium trenchii, 2173 nucleotides. NCBI's taxonomy places the organism in Eukaryota, Dinophyceae, Suessiales, Symbiodiniaceae. The record is from the annotation of a GenBank genome assembly.
AGGCGUUGCGUUUCUGUUUCAAGUAGAACAAGUGACUUCGGCCAGAUAGCCGCUGCCCGCUGCGCCAUGAGCAGUGAGUUCAGUGAAAGUACUCGGAGCGACGAACUGAACUCAAGUCCCCAAGCCAAAGGAUGGGUUGCCCUACUUCCCCAGAGUCUGUGUUGGACAUUGAUGAGAUAUAUUAUAGCAUUCAGCAUCGUUUUUCUGAGCACAGCGGCUGCUCUCUGGGAUCGGGAUAUUGGUGUUGCUCGUGUAUACGACAAGCUCUUGAAAGCGCACGCCGCCCUGUUUUGCAUUAUGAUUGUGUCUACAGGCAUAACGGGUUUGGGAGCAAUGUGGUUGUGGUGGAACGCCUCCACAGCACACAUCCUGAAAGCAUCACGAUUCCUGGUCCUCAAUUGGUUUGAAGGUUUGUUUUCGUUGAGCAUCGCCAGCUCUGUUCUCUCGCGUGACUCAUAUCACUUUUUCGUUUGGACAGCUCUGAGACUGCUGGGUCAAUUUGCUGAAUUACUAUUGCUACAAGGGCUAAUCCAGCAUCGUUUUCAGAGCAUUUGGCCCGCGCUGAAUCAGCCACGGCUUGCAAGCUGCUUGCCGAGAAUGUUGCAGGCUGAAGCAGUCUUGCUGAUGGUUGGAUCUAUUGGCUUUUGUGCUGUUUGUGCUCAAAGCUCAGACUUAGAAGCAGAGGUGUCAAAGGCCGUUGUGUUUGCAAUUGUGUUGGAGGCCGCCUGGAUUCUAAUCCCUUUUCUCUUUCUCACAUGGGUGCUGCUAGUGUUCAUCACCUUGUACAGCGUCGAUCGAAGGCUCCAGGCCGCCGAGAGGGUUGAACGGCAGAAAGUCGGGACUCCAAGCAGCUGGCCCAAGGCCUUGCGCCGAAGUCGCCAACGAGCCUUACUCCAAGGCUUUGGCAUGGCUGUGACAUUGUUGUCGACGGGGACCAUCGUUGGCCUUUUUGCAGCACUGCUUGUUGGGGGUAGACACGACGAAAAGCUGAUCACAUCUAUAGUAAUCGCUCAAUGUGUCAACCUCCUUCUCAACACCGUUGGCGUGUUCCUCUUUUCUAGGGGGUAUCGACUGAUGUGGCAGAGCUCGGAACCACUCCCAUAUCCCACGAUUUGCACCUGCACAUGCCAACCGAAGUGCUUUCGGUUGCCGAAAAAGUGGCCACAAGAUCCUCACUGGGAAACCAAGACCAAGGACCUCGCUCGCCGCGGUCUGCGGCUGCGGGAUUUGUUGGACUUCUACAGGAUGUUGGGGAAGGAUGUGAUGCCUUCAUAUCAGCCUGACCUUCAUACAACCAAUGAUGUGGUGAGACUGGCAAUCAUCCCCAUGACUUCAACUUCUUGUAGCUCCUAUGCCCAAGUUGUGAACGGAGCUGAAGGUGUAACGCCCCGAAAGAUGGUCACCCAUACCUGGUCCAACCUCUUCCGUGACUUGCUGGCUAGUGUGGUGGCCGAUGCGCUGGAUGAACACACAUUUGAGCCCAUUGCAGAGCUGCUGUCAGAUGACGCUGGUGUCCACGUAGUGGAGGAACUGUUGCAAGCACAAGGGAGUAUCGAUGAGACCUACUGGAUAUGUGCCUUUGCCAUUAACCAACACAGUGGAAUUUGUGGCGCUAAUCCACGUGGAGAUGUCGACCCUGCCACGCAGCUUCCACACCCCAUUUGUUCAUGCAGCUUGCCCAAAGCCUUCAACGACACACCUCCUUUGAAUGAUGCUGGAGAGAGCAUUCCUUGUGAGAUGAACAAGUUUGAUGACAUGAUGGCCUACCUCUCCAGCUGCGAUGAAUCCUUCGCAGAGGUCGUGGCCGUGGACGCGUCGCUGGAGCUCUUUGGACGCGCCUGGUGCAUCGCGGAGCUGGCGGAGGGGCAACGGAUGGGCAUGGCGCAGAGCUUGAAGCUGCGGAACAAGGCCGUGCUGCUGGAGCGUCAGAGAAGCUUGGAAAACCUCAAGGUGGAGGAGAUGACUGCGAGCCGUCCGGAGGAUGUUGAGGCGAUCCUCUCGAAGAUCCGCGCGGAUGUCGGCUAUGCCAGCUUCAACAGGAAUCUCCAGAAGUUGAUUUUUGACAAGAACAUCGGUCUUGUAACAGCUUGGAAGAAUGCCGAUGCUUUGCAACAGAUGGAAGAGCUUUCGCACGUCUUGAAAUGGGCGCGGUUGUCGACUGCUGUCACGGAUG